Pseudo-nitzschia multistriata is the source of this 1502-nucleotide messenger RNA. NCBI's taxonomy places the organism in Eukaryota, Bacillariophyta, Bacillariophyceae, Bacillariales, Bacillariaceae. The record is from the annotation of a GenBank genome assembly.
GGACCAAGAAUCCCCGAGAAAUCUAUCCGCUCAUGAMCAUGACUGCUCUUAACAUGGCUGUUAAGUGUCACGAAACGAAAAUGUUCCCCCUGGAUCAGCUAGUGCUGCUUUUGGGUCCAAACGGACGGAACUCGAAGGGAAGGGGAUACACUCCUGUGCAGAUUUGUUCCAUGGAGCGAAAGAUUCUACAACGUUGUGGCUGGAAACUCCACAAGCCGACGACUCACGAUUAUUUGUUGCGCUUUGUUGAGGUAUUGGCUAAGGACCAACGCGAUGUGGUAAAGGGAGCAGCCGUCAUGCAUCUGAAGCGAAGCCUAUUAUGGGAGCACAUGGCGCACCAGCAACAAAUUGUCUGCCGUCCAUUCUCAGACUGUACACUAGCGUACGGUGCCUUUUUGUUGGCAAUGGAGGAUUGUGGCAUCCCUUUGGUGGACAAGCAGUCUGCKUGCYUGGCACUCUUGCACGUCGCAAAUUUGUCGGCCCAAACCCCAAUGCUUUCUGAAGCAUACAACUGGCUGUUGCAGGCACAAUCUCUCCAGAUGCACCUUGAGCAGGGCAAGACUACCCCCAAGGGACCAGCAACAUCUCAUACUCCCGCAAACCGUCCAAUCGUUGCGGUGCCUGAUCACGUKAGUGCCCCGCAACCCAAACCACGGGCUGCCAAUCUCGCGGUAGACUUGUUGAGCGACAAUAGCGACGCUAUGUCUUGUGAUACUGCAAGUAGUAUGUCUGCUAKGGCACUCGCACCACAACCGACGCACGGAAGCAGCGAGGAUGCCGACCUCUUGCUGCUCGASUUUGUCGAAGAAAAGGAGCAACCACGGUCUAUGGUCACACAAGAUGAUGAUCCUUUUGCCUCUGAAACACUUGCUGCCGCUGUCGAGCAGAAAGAGGAUGAGGAUAGUUCAGAUGACGAUCGGUCAACAAGUCUCAUGAGUCAGAGCAGCAAUGGSACCUACGACGAGGUCAUCUUUUGCUCGUACAGUUCGGACGGGGAUGCCUUUGAGGUAAUCACCACCGAAUAUUCCGUUGAAGACGAAGACGAUCACUCUGUGACUCGAUCGGAUGUCAYCAUGUCGAUUUUGCCCACGGUCAUGGAGGAAGAUGACUACGAGACAGAAGGGAUUUCUGACAACCUUGUCGAUGAGGAAAGCGACGACGACGAAGAUAGUGACCAAGAGGAAGGUCAAAGGCUUGUUUUGACCGAAUCUUUGGAUGAAGAUGGCUUUGAGGUCGCCAUUCGGGGAAAGAACAGCGACGAUCAUCUAUCGGGCAUGGUGACGUCUCCAAGAGAAGUUUCCGUUACUAUCUAGACUGAAGUUCAUACAUCAGUUCCUUACCUACAUUCGAGAAGAACCACCACCGCAACUACAGCAACACGAUAUUAUUUCCGCACACACGUUCAAGUCGAAAAACACUCCUGAUAGAAAAAAGGUUAGUACACCUUGCAUACACGAGAAAUUACUACAAGUACUAUAAAAGCAUAAAGAUAAAUAGACAAU